Molecule: messenger RNA, 865 nt
Organism: Antechinus flavipes (yellow-footed antechinus)
Lineage: Eukaryota; Metazoa; Chordata; Mammalia; Dasyuromorphia; Dasyuridae
Gene: ISOC2
Product: isochorismatase domain containing 2
Cellular component (GO): cytoplasm
Source: RefSeq, a predicted model, not a curated record
AACCGGUGUUGCUGAUUUCGGACCCCGGGGGCUGGGGCCAAGUGGGCAAGGGGCUCCGCUUCGAGUCCCGGGCCCCACCUCGCCUUCCCUCUCUACAGAGCGGGGUCCGGAGCGGUCCGGGGCGGCACGGCUCCCAGCCUCCUGUGACCCCUCCCCAGCGAUGGCCGCAGCCCGCCCGGCCCUGGGCCGCGUGCUGCCCGGCUCCUCCAUCCUCUUCCUGUGCGACAUGCAGGAGAAAUUCCGAGGCGUCAUCUCCUUCUUCCCUCAGAUCGUGGCCGUGUCCGCCCGCAUGCUCCAGGUGGCCCGCGUGCUGGACAUCCCCGUGAUGCUGACAGAACAGUACCCCGAGGGCCUUGGUCCCACAGUGCCAGAGCUGGGGGCCCAGGGCAUCCGAGCCGUGCCCAAGACGACCUUCAGCAUGGUGGUGCCCGAGGUGGAGCGGCUGAUGAAGGCCAAGCCGGGCCUGAAGUCGGUGCUGCUGUGCGGCAUCGAGGCCCAAGCCUGUAUCAUGAGCACAGCCCUGGACCUGCUGGAGAGAGGCCUGGACGUGCACGUGGUGGCCGACGCCUGCUCCUCCCGAAGUCAGGUGGAUCGGUUGCUGGCUUUCCAGAUGCGCCAGAGCGGGGUCUUCCUCACCACCAGCGAGUGCCUCAUACUGCAGCUGGUGGGCGAUUCUGCCCAUCCCCGCUUCAAGGAGGUGCAGAGAUUCAUUAGGGAGCCAGCCCCCGAUAGCGGCCUCCUCGGCUUGUUCCAGGGCCAGAGCCCCCUCCUCAGCUGAACACCUUCAGACCCUCCCCCCCCCCAAACACACACACCGAGUCAGCCUGGGCUCCCCUCUCCUGGGGGCGAAGGGCUCAGUCCCGGG